GAAUUAUAAAAGAUGAAAAACAGAUUGGAAGGGCCUACCAUGUCGAUUCCUCUUCCCAUUUUGGCUUCUUUUCUUGUUUUACUAGUAGUUUUCAACGUUCCUUAUGGACCUACGCAUGUCUCGGCUUUGGAUUCGCCAUCUCCCAUAAAGUUGGCCAGGAUUCACAAGCACUUGAAGAAGAUAAAUAAGCCUGCUGUGAAAUCCAUGGAGAGAGAUGGAGAUAUCAUUGACUGCGUUCCUAUAGAUAAGCAACCAGCUCUUGAUCAUCCACUUCUGAAGGACCACAAGAUUCAGAGCGUGGCACCUGAGAUGCCGAUAUUUCAAACAGAUGGUGAAGAUCAGCCUAAAAACUACACAGUCAUGAGAAGGGAUUUGCAAGAAUAUUGGAGGCAGGUCGAGCACUGCCCGGAAGGAACGGUGCCGAUACGGAGAACGACGGUCGAAGAUGUGUUGCGAGCCAAAUCUUUGUCUCACUUCGGCAAGAAGAUGAAGAAGCCCAACAUGCCAUUUGUGGGGAAUCCUAAUUAUAAACAAUCUAAGAUCAAUAAUCAAGGACACGAGUAUGCAGUAGUUUAUGCUAGUGAUAGCAACCCGCAAUACUACGGGGCUAGGGCCAUAAUCAAUCUUUGGGAUCCAUAUGUCCAAGUUUCACCAGAGUUUAGCCUUUCCCAGCUCUGGGUUAUCGCAGGAUCAUUCCAAGGUUCAGAUCUAAACACAAUCGAAGUUGGUUGGCAGGUUAGCCCUGCAAUUUAUGGAGACAGCAAAAUCAGGCUAUUCAUCUACUGGACGAGUGAUGGGUAUAACAAAACUGGGUGCUACAAUUUGGUGUGCUCAGGAUUCGUGCAAACAAACAACCAAAUAAUCAUUGGAGGGCCUAUUGCCCCAAUAUCAACAUACGAUGGUGAUCAAUUCGAAAUCACACUUACUGUAUGGAAGGAUCCAAAGACCGGAGAUUGGUGGCUAGGCUGGGGGUCCAACACUGUCACUGUAGGCUACUGGCCCUCGAAGCUCUACACGCACCUCUCGGCCUACUCCACAUUCGUGGAAUACGGGGGAGAGAUCGUCGACGCGCGGGCCAACGGGCAGCACACGCAGACGCAGAUGGGGUCGGGCCACUUCCCCGCGGAGGGGUAUCGAAAAGCCAGCUACUUCCGCAACGUCGAGCUCGUCAACUCCGCGAACACCCUCUACUCACCACCGUCCCUCUCCCCUUUGGUGACCGACGCCAAUUGCUACGAUAUCGCGGUCUCCUCCAACACUGACUGGGGGACUUACUUCUACUACGGCGGGCCGGGCAGAAACCCUAACUGUCCCUGACGGCGCAAACCAAAGUGUGUGUGCGUGUGUGGAUUUUUGUGAGUGGUUGUAAUGUGAGUGUGAUGUGCGCAUUAAUUUGCAAAUGGCUGUCAUAUAUACGUGAAGUGUGAGAAUAUAUGUUUAAAUUGUAAUCGUGCUUAGAUUUGUUUUGCUCUUCAUUGUGUACUAAGUUAUUUUUUUGAGAAUAAAGUAGCAUACUACCGCUUCAUUCA
This is a messenger RNA of Ananas comosus (pineapple), 1529 nucleotides long. RefSeq lists its product as uncharacterized. Lineage: Eukaryota; Viridiplantae; Streptophyta; Magnoliopsida; Poales; Bromeliaceae. The transcript has 8 exons. Bases 13 to 1317 code for a protein of 434 amino acids. The record is from RefSeq and is a predicted model, not a curated record.